AUGAUGGGAAUGGUUGAUGGACAUUUCCAUACUUUUGGGGAAAUGCUUGGUACCAUUUUGAUACAAGGAGGACCAAUCCAGGAUGCUGAUUAUCCAGAACGUCUCAUGGAAGAUGAAUCAGUGAUGAAUGUAUUGGAAGCUGCUGGGAUUUGUCAGCUUGAGAGAAUUUUAUGUCACAGAUUUGGUAAGCCACCAAAGAUAUCUGCCGAAAUCCUCAUUGAAAUAGUGGAUGUCAGCACAUUUAGAAGAUCUGGCAGUAAUGCCAGGCAUAAUUCAGAGGAUGUUGAUCAAAAUUUUGAAAGUUUUGUGCAUGAUUGUGAAGAUGGAACGUGUACCUAUGAUGGAGGUGUUGUUAAAGUGGAUGAUGUUCUUAGAUUUAUAACUGGUUGCAGCACAGUACCUCCAGGAGGAUUUGAUGCUCGCUUCUCAAUUGGUUUUACUGAAGAAAGAAAAUAUCCUACAGUUUCAACAUGUACAUUUGAAGUUGUUCUACCACUUCAUUUAAAGAAUUACAAUACCUUUAAGGACAUAAUGAUUGAAUCUAUUGUUUCAGGACCUGGCUUUGGUCAAAUUUAACCUCUUAGU
Messenger RNA from Mytilus californianus (California mussel), 585 nucleotides. Its product is annotated as G2/M phase-specific E3 ubiquitin-protein ligase-like. The record is from RefSeq and is a predicted model, not a curated record. NCBI's taxonomy places the organism in Eukaryota, Metazoa, Mollusca, Bivalvia, Mytilida, Mytilidae. Gene Ontology annotation, molecular function: ubiquitin-protein transferase activity. Bases 1 to 576 code for a protein of 191 amino acids. The transcript is spliced from 4 exons.